AUGGCGAGUCUCCACCUCGUCCCUAUCCCCAUAGCGGUGACUCUCAUUGUCUUGACUGUCGCCAUCAUCCCACUCACUCCGGUCCUUUGGGUAUGGAUAACCGCCACCAACAUAUCCCGAAGCAUCCACCAAGGGCAAAAGCCGGCGCAAACCGCCAAAAGAAUAGGCCGCUGGAUCGGCCUCAGUAUCAUACUGCCAUGGGCCGCCAUCCUCGUUCUCUGGCUGAUGAUUGUGGCCCAAAUACUGUUGACGCCUCUGUUCUUCCUACACCAACUGCGCGAUCUCCGCGAGACCAUCACAUGGCUCUUCGACUACCUGGAUUUCGCCCACGGGCUCGAUAACCCCCCAACUCCCGCCUCCAACACCACACCCAUUGACAUUGCGUCCAUCCCACUCUACACUUUCACCCCGUUACCAUCCACUUCCCCCACCACCAUCCGCCUUCUCACCAUCCACCCCGACUCCCCAAACGCACCCCUCCGCGGCAUAGUCACCACAACCACCCUCUCCUCCGCCCCAAACUACGACGUCCUUUCCUACACCCGAGUGGCUACCAUUACCCCUACACACAACAACCCCACCCCCGACUCUACUAGCACUCUCCUCCUCAUAAAAACAACAACAACCGACCCCCCCACCGCUCCCACCUGGACACGCCACCCCCUCCCCGCCCCCCUGCGUCCACCGCCCUCCGCCGCCUGCGACACCCCGCACAACCCGCGCCGCGUGUGGGUCGACGCCGUGUCUGUCAACAGCGCCCGACACGGCCCGAGAAAUCGCCGGCAGGUGGCGGUUAUGGGACGAGAUUUACUGUGGAGCGCGGCGGGCUAG
This is a messenger RNA of Chaetomium globosum CBS 148.51, 831 nucleotides long. RefSeq lists its product as uncharacterized. The record is from RefSeq and is a predicted model, not a curated record. The transcript has a single exon. Lineage: Eukaryota; Fungi; Ascomycota; Sordariomycetes; Sordariales; Chaetomiaceae. Bases 1 to 831 code for a protein of 276 amino acids.